AUGGAUGAUGAAGAUGGACGUUGUCUGUUAGACGUAAUUUGUGACCCUCAAGCUCUGAAUGACUUUUUGCAUGGUUCAGACCAGCUCGAUGGCGAUGAUCUCCUUGAUACAACAGCCGAUCCUGCCAGCGCCUUCUUCACUGACGCAUCUCUUAAUGUACAGGAUACGACUGUUAAUCAUUUGAACAGCGGACAGACUCAGAAUUCCUCCAGCGCAGUGGACCUCGAUUUCCUGGAAGAUGAUAUCCUCGGACCAUCUCCUGGUUCCAACUUGCAGAAUUCUGACCAGCCGUGUGAUAUCUUGCAGCAGAGCUUGCAAGAGGCCAACAUCACCGAGCAGUCUUUAGAAGAGGAUGCUGACCUGGACAUUGCCUCGCUCCACUUCCCUUCCCUGCAGCCAGUAUCGCAGGCAGCUGACGCCUCCCAGCUUUUCUCGACCAGUGCUGAUUUGAUUGGUUUGCAGCAGCAGCCCACGGUCCUUGCCCAGCAGACGCUGAUCCAACAACAGACCAUCGGCGGCCAAGUUGUGAACAAGGCCAUCAACGUUCAGCCCUUUUUACAGCAAGUCGGACUGGGCAACGUGACCUUGCAGCCCGUCUCCAAUCUCCAGGGACUGCCGAACGGAAGCCCCUCCGGGACAUUGGGCAUCGGGCAAAUCCAAGUGCUCGGGCAGUUGUCGAACCAGUCGGUCAUGACCAUCAACCAGCCAGCUCAACAGAUCAUCACGAAGGCAGGGCAGCCCACACAGGUGACCACUGUGCCAGUCGGGAGCUACAUAUCUUCGCCCACUUCAGACCAGCAACAAGUGGCCUUGAACUCUGCUGGGGUCUCGCCGCCCAACGCUGGGCUCGUGCUCCACAAGAGCGCUCCUCCUGGAGCGCUGAACGGAAAUUCUCUCUUUGCCGGUACAUCCAUCGCUCAGGCAAGCCAGGCGUUGACGGUCAGGCCCACUGUGAGCAAUCCCAUGAUGCAGGCUCCGCUCUCGGCCCAAAACGUCAUCAUCCAGAGGACCCCGACUCCGAUCCAGCCAAAGCCAACGGGAGGAGUCAUCCAGCACAAACUCUUUCAGAUCAGCUCGAAGCCGUUUGCUCCCACCAACACUGCACUGACCAUCCAGAACGAAACUUCACUGCAGCAGCAACAGCAGCAGCAGCAGCAACAACAGCAAAAGGCCCAACAAAACGUGACUUUCAUGGCAGGGAAACCUGUGCAGAAUGUGGUAUUCUCUGCCUCUGGGACUGGGUUCCCCCAGACUAUCUCCUCCAGUGUGUUCAAGCAGCAUCAGGCCCAGCAGCAAGCCUUGGGCAAAUCCCUGAGCCUGCACCUGCAGGGAGGCAGCAUUGUCAUCCAGCCUCAACACAUGCAGCAGGCUAUGCUUCAGAACCAGAACCAAUUCCUCCUGCAAGGUCAGCUGUCGGGUGCCUCGGCUGUCCCUCUUUCCCAACAGCUGUCCGCCUUGCAGGCAAAUGUGAGUGGGCAGAUACUGACUGCCCAGUCUCCAAGUGGCCAAGCACCGGCGACCCACAUCAUUGCCAGCCAGGGUCCAGCCGGCCAGCUGAUCGCCAACCAGACCUUGCCAGCUCAGAUCUUGACCAACCAGAACCUUGCUGGCCAGCUGAACUUGAGCCAGGUAAUAGCAGCCCAGAAUGCUCACGGAGCGACCCACAUCUUGUCUGCCCCCAUCCAGCUGCAGCCUGGCCCUGUGGGUCAAUCCGCAGUCUUCCAGAUGCCGGUCUCUUUGGCAAACAGCUUGAACCCACAGACGUCAGCGUCCGUCCAGGCAACCCUGGCCGGAGGUGCCAUCAACCAGCAGAGCCAGUCGGCCGUCAUCCAGGGGGUGACGCUGCCCAACCAGGUCACCAUGCUGAACAGCGGAGAGAGCCUCGGGCAGGCGGUGAGCCUCCAGCAGCCGGCUAGCAGCGCCCCGAGUUCCAGUGUCAUCCAGCAGCAGGCGGGGCCCGGCCCUGGGCUGAUGGCUCUCGGGAAUGGGCAGCCCUCCUUGCUGACCGUUCAGACUGCCAUUGCGUCUCCGGCUCAGCCUUCGCCGCAGCCACAGCCGCCGCCACCGCCACCUGGCCAGACGCAAUUAGCCUUGGCCCCUCAGUCCAGCAGCAGCAGCAUGGUGCAAACACCGGGGAAAAUUAUCAUCAGCCAGCAAGGAUCUGCAGGAGUUAUCAGCCAAGAUGCAGCUGACAUGUUCUUCCAGCAGCAGGAACAGAAACAGCAGCAGCUUUACCAGGCGGCCCUGAAACUCCAGCAGGAAAAAGGCCUGAACCAGCCGUCCCCUCUCAGCUUAGCACCGACUGCCACCACGAGCAGCGUCCCUGCCUCGGUUAUCGUCAGCAGUAGCGUGGGGCUGGUACCGGCCACACCCGCAGGACACGCGGACUCCAAAGGACAAACAGUGCUGCCCGCCCUGCCGAGCACUCCGUUCCAGCAGAUACGGGCUGGACAGCAGAUGGCCACAGGACAGCAAAAGACAGGCUUGCAGCAGCUCCCGGUUACUUCGCAGUCACCUCUACCUCAAACACCACAGAACGACAGCCAGCUCCACCUACAGAUGCAGUCUCCCCACCAGAUGCAGUCUCCCCAUCAGAUGCAAUCACCACACCAGUCACGUCCACCCUCUCAGCCGCAGCCUUUGUCACGACCUCCCUCCCGUCCUCAGUCACGCCCGUCCUCUCAGCCCCAGGUGCUGUCCAGGCCACCGUCGGAGCCUCUUUCCCGCUCUUGCACGCCGUCCCAGCUGCCCCUCCAGCCCCUGUAUGUGAUUCAGACACAAGUCCAGUCCUCCCCGCACAGCACACCCCAGGGGCAGCACCCGAUGAGGCCUCCGUCACAGCCACACGUACAGGUUCAGUUCCAGAACCCCCCUCAGCCUGAGCCCCAGCCCCAGCCGCAGUCUCAGGCCCAGCUGACGUCUCCCACCCAGAUACACCUCCAGGUCCAGCCCACCCCUCAGGUCCAGAGCCAGGCCGAGGUGCAGACCCCAUCCCACCUCUUGCACCUGUCGACAGCACCGUCCCAAGCCCCAGCCGAGCAUCAUCCGACUCAGUCUCAGUCGCAACAUGUCCAGCUGCAGCUGCACUGCCAGUCCCAAGCGCAGGCCCCUCUACAGCCUGUCUACCAGACGCUGCACCUCACAGCCGAGCAGCAGCACCGGUUCCAGAUGGUUACGAGCCAACUUCAAUCCAUGUCUUCGAUUCCCAACCCCACCGACCAACAUAAAAGCAUCAUGGAGAAGCUACAGCAGAUGCAGCAUAACAUAAUUCUACAGGCCAAGCAGUCUGCAGCGAACCAGACUGUGGCUGGGUUUGGCCCCUUGAGCAGCCAGGCACCCACCAUGUUGAUCAGUAGCCAGGUGCAGUCUCCCAGUGUACCAGCUCAUGUACACACCAGCUCAGCCAGCAUGAAGUCCCAGUCUCAUGGGGGCGGUCAAGCAGCUUUAGCAACACUGCUUCAACAGACAUCUGUCCUUGUGAAGACGACCUCAGCAGGUACCACAAGCACAACAAGGUCUCCAGACAGCAAAAUCAUCUCAGGGGGAGUCCCUGGAAGUACGUGCCAUAUCCAGCAGGGAACAGCGGUCCCUAUACAGAUGAAACCUCUCGCACAGCACCAGAUUCAGCCAGCCCUGCCGACUAAACCUGGAGUAAUCAGUUCAAUUUCUGGUCUGAAUAUGAACUUGACCAAAGGACCAAUCCAAAUCCAGCUCCUUGGUAAAGGGCUAACACAGUUAAUGCCAGCGACCUCUGUCCCAGCGCAUCAGAUGGAUAAUAAAUUGGGAGGAUCGAAGGUGCCAGUAUCCCUGAAACCAACAAAGGAAGCAGUGAUAUUGGACAGUCUUGAUAAGCAUCGGAAUGCCGUGCUCCAGCCAGACUAUAAGUCACGUUUCCGAUCGUAUGAGGACAUGGUCCACCGGCUGCUGCCAUAUCACCUUUAUCAGGGGACAUUACCAUCUGACGAAGAGCACCGGAAAGUGGAUGAAGAAUUUGAGGCUGUGUCGACACAGUUAUUAAAACGUACCCAGGCUAUGCUGAGCAAAUACCGAAUGCUGCUGUUCGAGGAGGCCAGGAGAUUGAGUCCAUCAGCUGAGAUGGUGAUGAUUGACAGGAUGUUUAUCCAGGAAGAGAAAACCUCCCUCACCACCGACAAGCAGCUGGCAAAAGAGAAGCCUGAUGAAUAUGUGGCAUCUUCCUCCAGAUCCCAUGGCCUGGCUACCUCUUCUCCAUCCCCCUCCUGCAACGCUUCGACUGCUUCACUGGAAACCCCUCGGGCUCCCCCGACUCCAACAACCACACCGAUCCAGCCAACAAAGUUGGUCAUCAAGCACUCUGGAGCCUCGCCUUCUGUCUCGUGGGCCAGGGACGGCGAUGACGAGACGCUCCACACCCGCAGUCGGCCACCUCCAAUGAAGACCUACGAGGCUCGGAGCAGGAUUGGCCUGAAGCUUAAGAUCAAGCAGGAGGCAGGGCUAAGCAAAGUCGUUCACAACACUGCCCUCGACCCGGUCCAUCAGUCGGUCACCACCAGCUCCGUCAUCAAGAGCACCGAAUGUUUGGUGGUGACCAGCCAGAUGAACGGGACUCUUGAACACAGGACCCCGUCUCCUGCUGAGAACAAGCUGCCCCGCAGCGCCAACUAUUGCAAGCUGCCACUGCGCAAGGCCUAUCGGGAGAAUGCGCAGUCGGCUGAUCGAACUGCUGUGCCCCCAUCUCAGGGUGGGACUGUCAGGGUGGAGGACAGCCAGAAAGAAACGGCGUCAAAGUGUGAGGAAUCCUCCCAAAGUGUCAUAGCCACUUGCAAAUCUGCGGAGAGUCCCAAGGUGAGAACUGCGAGAGGCAGAGCUGAGGAGAGCACAGUGGUCUCGAGCUUCAGUAGGAAGGCUCGAACGCACACUCGCCACCUGCCUCCCAAAUCGGAGGAGCCUCCCGGAGGAAGAGCUGAGGAUCGCACCGGGGGGCUCAUGAAGGAGCUGUCGGACGUUGAGGAUGAGUUAAUCAUCAAAGCGGACCCUCCGGACGGGCCCUGGGAACUGGCACUCCCACCUGCCAAGCGGAGCAAGUCCGAGUCAUUCGACAUGGACAAUGCCAGUUUCUCCAGCGACAGCCCUCAGGAUGACACACUGAAUGAGCAUUUGCAGAGUGCGAUUGACAGCAUCCUGAACUUGAGGCAACCGCAGUCCGUGUCAGUCACUCAAAACCCAGUGUCGUCUCCAUACAAUUCUUCAGAAAUGAACUCUUCCCCCUUUUCCCCUACUCCCCACUCGGACAGCUAUCUUGCACCCAAUCACAAUGGAGGCCUUGGAGCUAGAACUUACACUAGAUGACUCAGUCUGUUCAACUCGUAUUUUUCCCAAUGUUGGUACGAUGGCUGUGCUGUAGAACUGCAACACAGCACAUUAAAGAGAGAGUAUCCCUUUAUGUGAAUCUACCGUUGUGGUAUUUUGUAAGCAUUGCAUCCAAAACAGGAAAAAAGAUCUUUCUCAAUGCAUUCUUGAGGCUUUUAACAUUAGUUAAAGAUGCAGUGAUAACUGUCCUGUGUAACCUGUGAUGAGAUGGCCGACUCUCUCACUGGAGCUUUACCUGUUAGUAUAGCGGGUUGCUUGGAAGGGCCACAGGCCAGGAGAAGGCACAACACAGUUUGCCUUUUGGGAGCCCUGUCGUCUUGCUUGAAUUCAGGGCUCAAGGGUGCAGCAACUUAAAGGUGUGAAACGAAGAGUUGAUUUGUGAUAAAUUCAAAGGCUAACUAGGUGAUUGACCAAUGUACCUUAACCAAAAAGAAAACAAAUCCACGUACAUAUGGUUUUCUCAGUCUUCCUCGGAGUGUGCACAAUCCGUCCUGAUUGUGGGAACAUUCAUCAACCCAUAAUGGCGUCAAAAGUGCCAGUACUUGUGUGAAGUGGUUUCUCCUCCUUCCUCUGGGACCUUUCUUUGUUUUUCCCCUGUCCUCCACCCUGGGAGACGGAAUUAACUUUCCGGUUUCCUCCCCAUCCUCCAAGUGUCAUGUUGGCCCUUCUAAUCAGCUGAAGGUCAGAAAUGUGAUAACUCUUAGUCCCUGUGAAUGGGGGCCUGUGUAGCAUGGAUCAUCCUGCUACCAUGUUUGGGCCAUAAACCAAGAUGCUGUGUCCCCUCUACAGAAGCUGAGCUGUAAUCUCUCAUUUAUAUGUAGCAUCAUUCCCUUUAACCCCAGCCUUACUUAAAUUCUCAAUUCUUUCUUAAAUGCACCUAACCACCUCCUCAGCCACAAAAAAUAAUUACAGGCCUUGGCAGAAGGAUGGUUCGGUGAUAAAACUCUUGAAUGGUCCUGGACCAACCUGCCUGUUACUUUUCUAGAGUAUUUUGAGGGCGUGGCCCCGUUCCCUUUUUGUUUUAGCCUGGCUGUUCUGGGCACGUGCUUUAACUGAACUGACUUGUACAUGGCCUGUAGAGGGACGGUUCAGUCACUAUUGUAGCUGCACAACUGUGAACGUAAGGGGCUCUUGCUUUCAGAGUUUUCCCAUCUCUCUCUCUCUCUCUCUCUCUCUCUCUCUCUCUCUCUCGCUCUCUCUCUCUCUCUCACCUUCAGCUUUACGUCACCUGAAGCUUCCGACGUGUGUAUCCCGAGAUUUUAUUGGGACAGCUCAGUUCCUCCUCCCUGAUCCACUCCAUUCCACUUCCUGCCAUGCUCAUCCUCUGUUUCAUGCCUGACACUCCUGCUAUUGGUCAGUCGAAACAUUCAUCGUUCCGCGUUCACUGCCUUUUCUGGAACGUUUCAUGGCCUAUUAAAAUGUCUUUUUUUUAGUUGUUGUUUCAGUUUUCCGCUUGGGUUAUUCUCAUCAAUGUCCUGCAGAUAAGCCUUCAAUUGCUAUAGACUCCUGGAAAUUUUAAAUCUCAUUCCUGUUUUGGUUUGGAAACUGAAGUGGAAUCGGGUUGGCCACCAAAGGCCUUCUUGAGGGAGCAGCCCGUUUGGAAGUUUUGAAGUUACCACUGCUUUUGGAGCAAGGUGUAGAUGUAGCUCAGUGUCUCAUACACAGAGCAAGCUUUGUUAAUUAACAGUUGAUACACCUAAGAGGGGCCCAACUAUUUAUGCUGGCCUGAAUGCAAAUUCUGUCAACUUGCAUAGCCUCUCGCAGAGAGGGAAAUGAGGGAAGCUCGCGGAAGCCAGGUGCAAGUUAAUCAAAAGACUUUUCGGCAAUGUUCGUAAUAUGAAUUUCGAUUGUGUAGUUUAUCACAAAUUAAGCAGAAAUGACGAGUAUGUGGGUUUAUCUGGUUUCGGAAUUGAGAUUGGUCAGCUUAUGUCAAAACAGUGUCAGCUUCAGGAAUACAGCCAGACUGGGGCUUGGAGAAAUUCCAGGAUCUGGGCCUCUGCUGUUCCCAGUUGGACCUGUUUUCCUAUCUUGAGUUAUUGUGCAGCUGUAGAAAAGGUCUGAUAGAGGAGGGAUGUAUCCCUGUUUUUAUUUAUAAUCUGGAGUAAGAUGGGACAGGGUCCUGUGUGGGAGAGAGUGAGUGUAACAGGAGUAUGGCAUUGGCUGUUUCAGGGGAGAUGUUAAUAAAUAUCUAUUCUCUUUCUGCAGGCUCUGAAUUACAUUUCAUCCAAGAAGAAAAGGUUUUUUUAUUCAUUCUGGGAUUAUGAAUUUUGUCAGUGGAGGAGCUUGCUGUCCAUCUUUAAUUUCCCUUGAGAAUUGCAUGGUGUAGAGAGACAUAAUGAGUAAAAGUUGUUCUGCACUGAACUUUCCUUUGUCAGUUAUCCUACAAUGGAGUAAUCUUGAUGCUAUGAUUUUUGUGUGAAUACAACAGGAUUUAUGUAAGCGUGCAGAAUUCUGUUGCCUGUUGCUUGAGCAAGUGCUGCUGGAGCAACAGAAUUAGACAGUGUGCCUGCCCAUGAGAGAUUAGAACAGCCAGCAGCAAGUUAAACCCUGCCCGUUCACCAAUACAAUAAAGUACUUUUAAUCAAAAAAAAAUUGUCUUCUGAGGCCCCAAUCUCUCUCAUCAGACUGUGCAAGUUAACUUGACAUCUUCCUGCCUUUUGAUACCAUCAACCCAUGAAGGUUCCCUAAAAUUCUGUGAUCAACCUCACGUAUGUGACAUUUCAGUUGUUUAUUUACAUGUCCUGUUCGGAGCAGACAUUUGCUUUACAGGAUGAAAUGCUGCCUGUUCCAGCAGGGGGACUAGUGCACAGGGAAUUCCUUGUUCUCCACCAAUUACACAGUUGUUAUUACCUGUAAAUUAAUUUGAGAUCUGUUGAUUAAGAGAUUAGCAAAUCCCUGAAUUAUUGAUCGCUUUCAAAGGUGUUUGCGCAAGUGCAUUGCAAUAUUACAGUGUAACUUUCAGGAAAGGAAGGGCUGGCUGCCUUUGUUGCAGAAUUGUGCCUCUUUGUACAUGUAUCUUUCCAUCUGUACUUCUCUCUCUCUCUCUCUCUCUCUCUCUCUCUCUCUCUCUCUCUCUCUCUCUGCCUUCCAUGACAUUAUACCAUCUCCACCACAUUUCCACACCCCACACCCAGCUCAAAGCUUCUGUCUGCAGAUUUUGACUCUCUCUCCUUUUAUUUUGUUAAGUAUGCCCUGAUGUAGGGACGUUAAACUGUUAAAAGCAGUAACGGGGGUUGCCUGAUUAGCUCCUCAAAUACAGUAAUUAAUUUGCCCCCGACUCCACAAGUAGUCAGCUCGCAUCAUGCUUCUCUUAAAAGCAAGAAAUUGAAGUGAAGAAUUUUGAGCGUUAAUGAUUAUUUAAAGGCUUAUUUCAGAUGAACUAUUAGUUUUUAAAACAAACCUGCCUGGGAGUAGGCUGUGGAGUUCAGUUAGGAUAAUUGUAAAUGUUUGAUUUGGUUAUUCUCCUUUCAGUAUUCUCUUUGAAACCAUUUUCAUUGGGGUGUGGGUGGGGAGAAGUAUUUCAGUAUCAAGUGAUUGGAAAUCCUUGCUGUGAAAACCCAUUUCUUGAAAGAACUGUUGUGAAUGUUAAUUUUCUUUGCACUUUUUUUUGGUUUCGUUAUUUUGAUUAGUGCCAAGUGUGUCCACUUUCUUCCACCACCACCACCUCCCCCAACCCCACCCCCCCCCUCCCCCCAAGUAAACUCUCCAAAUUAUGUAAAAGCAAAAUACUGUGGAUGCUGAAAAUCUGAAAUAAAAACGGUGCUGGAAAAAGCACUGAGUCUCUCCAGCACUUUGUUUUAAUCUCCAAAAUUUAUGUUCCACUUUUCUGUUAGAAUAAUAUGAAAUGUUGUCUUUUGGAAACUUUGAGUGUCUAUGAUUUCAGACAGACCCAAUUUCCAGUGACAAUGAUAUCAGUGUUAUUUGUAAAUCUCAUUAUGGAACCUUGAUCUCUCUCAAACAAUGGUGAUAUCCUUUUUUUUUGCUGUGUUGUUGGAGUGGUCUUUUUGCAAAACUUGGACAAGUGUAACAGGCUGUUUGACUGCAGGAUGCUUCACAUGAACCUGGUUCUGUCCUUGUGUGGUGUCCAGUUUUGCCCCCCUAAUCAGUGGGAUAAAAUGGAGCUGGGAUCCUGCAGGAUUUUCCCCUUAUUUUAAAAAGAUUUAACGUAAGUCUGUGUCGAUGAGACGUAGAUUAUAACAAUUAAAUCUCAAGUUGUAGUUUGUAUUUUUUUUGCAGGCUGUGCGUUAUCCCAGGGGCUGGGGCAGUAAGGGUUAAUGUCAGUCAGAAUGGAGUUAGCUAAUUUUGGUGGGGCUUCAGCUAGUGUGGUUGGGUGGGGAGAGCUGAGAGGUGAGGGUGCAUGGUGUGUUACAUGAGUGAGACAAUCGUGCACUGCGGGGUUGUCUUUGCUGAAUAAAUUCAACAUUUUAUUUACUGGCCAUUAGUAUCAGCUAAACUUAUAAACAUUCCUUGCUCUGAGGAUGUUUAAUAUCAUGGACUGGGCCCAGAUUGAUGGAGAAUUAGUGUAGAUGCUGCUUUCUAAACUUCUUAUCAAUUAGGAUUACAGUUGCAAAUCUUCACCAGUACCGCAACACCCAGAGCCCUCCCUACUGUCCUCUUCCACAGGCUGCUGAUAACUCCUAGUCCUCAGGACAUCAUGUGGCCCUUUAUUGAGUUGGAUUAGUGAAUAAAUAUUUAGGCAGAUUUACAAUAAAAUGUAGAAUGCUUUCCGCUUUAAACACCAAUCUGUCUGAAAAUUCAACAGUGGACUGAAUGCUGUGCCUAUUCUAAUCUUACUAUUUUUUAAAAAUAGUUUUCUUUCCUUCCAUUUCCCUGUUUCGUGUUGUUGUUCUGUUAAACUCUCUUCCCAUCCGUCCAGUUUUCUUCUCAUCCUUCCCUGUAUCUCUUCGUCCUUUUUCAUUUGCACCUUCAUGCGUUUACAUUCUUCCACACUGUGUGUGCCAUUUGUGGAAAAUAAUGUGCCAAUUACUAUCAGAGUUCAUUAAUUUUUAAAUCUUAAGUUUGUUGCCUUAAUCAGUUUGGGCAGGAGACUGCAGAGUUAUUCUGUACUUAACCCUGUUCCUGUCUGGGGAGUGUUUAGGGACAGUGUAGAGGGAUCCCAACUCUGUAUCUAACCCCCUGCUGUCCCUGUCCUGGGAGUGUUUAAUGGGGACAAUGUAAAUGGAAUUAUUUUUGUCUGAAGGAACUGGAAACUGGUUCUUUGUGAGCAUGGUGGUGGUAGCUUGGAGAGGUCUUCACUGACCUCUUUAAUUUGCAUAUGGCUUGUGGAGAAAUUGCUAAUGGAGCCAUUGAUUAUUUGUUUUAACUAUUAGAUGAGUGUAACAGUUGCAUCUGUGUUUUGAAAGCACAUGGUUCACCCUCCCUGUGUAUGGAGCUCCCAUGCUAAUAGCCUGAGAACUUUGCUGAAUUGUAUCAAUUGUUGAUCUUUGAUUUGAGGUACAGGGGGUCCUAUUGUACCAAUGUCCAACUUAGGAAUGUGAUCCCAUACGAGGGUGUACUCUUAGAUAUCUGACCUAAUGACCAUUUCCUGUACUUACGAACAGCUGUUUUAUACUGUCCUACAUCAUGUUCUGAUUUCAAACAACUUCAGGAAUGGAACUUGUUCGCACCUGGCCAUGCUGGGACUGACCAGGGUUCGGUCUGUUCACUGAUCAGUGACCCCGUUCUCUCUCUCUUUUUAAUUCAAACACGAGCCACUUUUGACUGAAAAUCCUGUUCUGGAAAACAUUCAGAAAUAAGCCUCUCUAUUGCUGCUCCUCUCUUUCCAAGAAAGAUCGAGUCAGUUGUCCUUCCAACAGACUUGUGCACCCAUAAAAACUCUAUUCCAUCCUAAUUUAAAGUUUUGGUUGACCUUCUCCACCUCCUGAACCACUUCUUGACAGGAACACACACUCUCUGGACUGAGGGAUUCCUGAUUUCACUCUGAAACUUGCCUUUCCAGAGUUUUGAACCCGUUAUAUUUUUUGUUGCAGUUUACUUUGAUUUUUGUAAACUCGACAGUGUUUACUGUUCAUUUGUGGCUGAAGGGCAUCUUGUCUUGGCUUCUUUCCAGAGACGUGAGAAAAGGAAACCACAGAUCGAGUUUCAGGCUUUGUCCGCAGGAACUGUGAUCAGGAUGCAGUCCUUCCUGAGUGCCCCAAAAACGGUUUGCCUCUGGAUUUAACCAGAGACUUCUGUUCUCCCAGUCGAGGUGUAGGGUGUUAGUGAGAUCCAGAGAGUUUUGUGCCAUUCCAUGUUGGUACCACUAUGAUUGUAAACUAGGCGAAUCUUGGGGGUGAUAAUUGCCUGUCAGGAAUUAACAUUAAUUUCGAGUGUGUGUCUUUUGUUAUUGGGGUGAGCAUUUAAGCAGCCACUUCAGUGCUCUCGUUUCGCCUGUGUACUAACUAGAACCCUCUGAGUCGGCAGCUUCCGUGUAUACACACGAGUCCAAGUGUUUAAAGGGAUACUGUCUCUUUUCAGCUGAUAUUAAUUCUACCUUGAAACAAAAAAGUAAAAUCUCUCGAGCCCCCCCCCCACCCCCCCCAACACACACACACACACACACACACACACACACACACACACACACACACACACACACCUCGCCUUUCUAUCUGUGUUUCAUACCCUAACAUUCCUGAAGGGGGGGGGGGGAAUGUCACAGAAUACAGUGUAUCGCCCUUGCAGUGU
Molecule: messenger RNA, 12036 nt
Organism: Stegostoma tigrinum
Lineage: Eukaryota; Metazoa; Chordata; Chondrichthyes; Orectolobiformes; Stegostomatidae
Product: BRD4-interacting chromatin-remodeling complex-associated protein-like
Exons: 14
Coding region: 1-5328 (1775 amino acids)
Biological process (GO): positive regulation of DNA-templated transcription
Cellular component (GO): SWI/SNF complex
Source: RefSeq, a predicted model, not a curated record